Crotalus tigris (Tiger rattlesnake) is the source of this 4023-nucleotide messenger RNA. It is a transcript of the gene PROM1, whose product is annotated as prominin 1. Lineage: Eukaryota; Metazoa; Chordata; Lepidosauria; Squamata; Viperidae. Gene Ontology annotation, cellular component: apical plasma membrane; prominosome; microvillus. The record is from RefSeq and is a predicted model, not a curated record. The coding region runs from base 1106 to 3754 and encodes 882 amino acids. Gene Ontology annotation, molecular function: cholesterol binding. The transcript has 31 exons.
CAGCUGGGUUCUCCCGCACUUGGGAACCUCCUUGCUCGCUGAAUUUCCCGGAACUGCAACCCAGCCGCUCAGCCACCGCGGGGCACAGCCUGGAACGGCCCUCGAGCCCGCUGCUUGCGGCAGAGUCCCUGCCUCUUUGUGCGCGCUGUCCCAGCGCCUCCCGGGACCGACUCGGGCUGCCCAGACUGGCUCCUCCCGGCUGUUGCGCGAGCGACGGUGGAGUUGGCGCCAGAGUUUCGCAGCAGCUCCCCCGACUGAGCUCGUGCCCCGAUCCAGACGGCACCGGCUUGGCGGGGGUAGUUCCGCCCGGCCACAUCCCACCCCCGUUUUUCCCAGGCGCGCUCACCGCGGGACAGGCACUCUCUAAGGAGUCGCCCGGGGACGAGCAGAGCGCGCGCUGCUGAGCUGUUGCUCAGCUGCUGCGCGCGGAGAGCUGAGGCUAGCCAAGAGUGUCUGAGCCAUCGGUGGGUGAGUGCCAAGAGGGGCUUCGGCCCUGCUUCGGGAAUAGGAGCGCCGGACCUGCGGCAGGAAGAGCCGGCGGCGGGAGUGUUCGGAGCUGCGGCUGCCCGGCCGGCUCCGCUGCGUUACUCACGAGGAAGCGCUCGCUUUCCGGAAACGUUCAAGAUAUCCCGCGGGCGCUGCGUUGCAGAGCCGCUCACCAGGGGAGAUCGCGGAUCCUGCGCGAACGUUUGAUUCGGCGGGGCGUUGCUUUCUCUGGUGCAGCGGGAACGUGAAAAGACGCGCGGGGAGAUAAAGCUCGGAACCCCCCCCCCCCAUCCCACCUCGGGGAAAGGCUGCUGGGCUCGUGGUGCAGAGUGCGUGAGGGCUUGGCUCUGAAAAAAGGGCAAAUUUUUUUAAACAAAAAGUUUGGAAGCUGGUGUUGGAGGGAUAACAGUUGUCUAUUUUUGCCUUGACCAGUCCAGGAAGGAAAAGAUUUUCUGAUUGCAAGAAAGCCCCAUCUUCAUGGUUUCCUUCUUUGCCAUAUCACAAAUUCCUAUGAAGAGCUCAGAGAAAAGCAUUUUGAAGUGUAUGCCCAGCAAAGCUCAUCUCAUCUCAAGAGUGUUCUUCACCUCCGUUCUGCCUCUGUCUAUGAGUUUGGUCAGCCAUGGCUAGAGAAGUUUAUUUAUUGCUUCUUUUAUUAUUCUGUGGGAGAACAAUUUCUGAACUGCAGCCUUUGCCCCAACUGCCUUCUGAAACUCUGGAUUUUGGGUAUGUUCCCCACAAGAUAUACAACACCAACGCGUACUAUGAGCCCGGAACGAUAGGGAUUUUGUUCCGCAUUGUUCACGCUUUCCUCUGCAUAGUUCAGCCAAAUUAUUUCCCUCAAGAUCUUAUCAAAAAGUUAGUGCAGCAGACAUUUGGAAAUAAGCCUGGUGAUUAUCAAAAGCCCGAAAAUGUUGUAUUGACUCUUCAGGCAGUUUACUAUGAAAUCGGGUUCAUAAUCUCAGCUGCCCUCGGAAUCAUAUUUGUCCUGUUGCUUCCGCUGAUUGGGCUCUGUUUCUGUCUGUGCCGGUAUUGUGACAAUUGUGGUGGAGAAAUGCACCAGAGACAGAAGAAGAAUGCCAACUGUCGGAGGGGCUGCUUCACUAGCCUCCUUUUGGUAGCUACAUUGCUAAGCAGUAUUGGGGUGUUUUUUGCCUGUGCGGCUAACCAGCAUCUCACAAGCCAAGUCCAAGGAGCCAGGGGACUCAUAAGCAAUAAUUUCAGAGACCUUCAGAUGUUCCUGAAUGGAACUCCUGGGCAAAUCGACUAUUUGGUGAAUCAGUAUAACAUUACCAAGAAGAAAGUACUUUCUGAUCUUAAUAAUGUUGGGAUAUUGCUUGGCAGUCGAGUCUGGGAACAGCUGGGAAAGGAGGUAUACCCUGCUCUUGAUGCUGCCCUUACCAUGGCAGGAGUCAAAGUGGAAAGGGCCAUUAAAGCUAUUAGAGAGACUAAAGAGGCACUGGAGAAUGUGAGUGGGUGUCUGGAAAUGUUACAGGAGGGCACUGAGAAGCUGCACACCAGCCUGAUGGAUGUAACGGAAGACUUGAUAGAUACUCUUAAUGAUUCAGCUUGCAUGGCUACCCAGGUUGCUUCAACUUGCAACCUUAUCAGAAAUUCUUUGAAUCAGCUGAUCAUUAAUGCUAAUUACAGCAAGUUACCGGGAGUGAACCCUCAACUUGUCAAAGUCAACGAAGUUCUUAAAAUAGACCUUUCCAAUCUCAUUCAAAAGGGUUAUGCAGCAUUCAAUGAUACUCCUGAACUGGUACAGGAUCAAACAAAGAAUAUUUUAUCAGAACCAGCAGCUGUACCUCAUAUAAAAAAUAUUUUGGAAAAUGUUGGUUCUAACAUCACGGCUUUUACUAAAAAGCUUCCCAUUCAGAAGAUUCUAACAGAUUUCACGGUAUAUCUCACUCAGUGUGAAGCGUAUGUUGAAGAUUAUUUUCCAUUAGUGGAGCAAUAUGAUUUCUACAGGUGGCUGGGCUGCUUAAUCCUAUGCUGCAUGAUGAUCCUGAUCCUGGUCUUUUUCUACCUGGGAUUAUUAUGUGGUACAUGUGGCUAUGACAAAAAUGCAACACCAACAACCAGAGGCUGUCUCUCAAAUACUGGAGGAAAUUUCCUGAUGGCUGGAGUUACUUUCAGCUUCCUCUUCUCCUGGGUUCUGAUGCUGACAGUGGUGGUCACUUUCAUUACCGGCGGAAACGUGGAGAAGCUGAUAUGUGAAUCAUUUCAUGACAAGACUUUAUUCCAAAUUUUGGACACACCCUACUUGCUUAAUCGCCAGUGGAAAAACUAUCUGUCUGGCAUCAUUCUGAAAAACCCAGAUAUUGAUUUGACAUUUGAACAGGUUUACAGUGACUGCAAGGACAAUAAAGGCAUUUAUGCUACGCUCCACUUGGAAAACUUGUUCAGUAUCCAUAAAAUUCUAAACAUUAGCAUGCAUGCAGAAGACAUGUCACUUAAAAUCAAGUAUAUCAAUAUAAAUUUAAGCAAUAUAGUUUUACUGAGCAACACUGGGAAAGAGAACCUGUUGAAUUUUGGAUCUUCAGGAAUAAAUGAAAUAAAUUUUGCAGCAUACCUGUCAGAGAUUAACAAGAGCAUCACCAAAAUUGAUCUGUUGUUAUAUGCAAAUGAUUUGGAAGCAAGAGCAGAUCAGCUGCCCAAAGGAGCAUUAGAAAACGCUUUGAAAGGACAUGCAAAUACAAUUCGGCUGAUACAUAACCAGCAAGUUGUUCCACUGGAACAAGGAAUGGCUGUCAAGAAAUAUGUUAGAGCUAGGAGCACUUUAAACCAGAGUAUUAAGUUACUACAGAAAACUUCAUUAGAACUUCCAGAAAAAGUGAGAAGUGUUAUCAGUGCCAUCGAAGCCACUCAACUUCUUAUAAACAAUAAUGCUUCAUUUAUAAUUGUCCAGGAAGCUAAGAAAUACAUGGAUACUAUCUUAGGUUACUUUGAGCAGUAUUCAAUGUGGGUGAAGGAUUCGAUUUCUACACAAGUAGCAACCUGUAAACCGAUUGCAAAUACGAUUGAUACAGCUGUCGAUAUUUUUCUGUGCAGCUAUGCAAUGGAUUCUUUGAAUGCUUUCUGGUUCGGAUUAGGAGGCUGCUCUAUCUUGCUGAUCCCUGCCAUUAUUUGUGCGGUGAAACUAGCCAAAUUCUACCGCAGGAUGGAUACCGAGGACGUGUACGAUGAUUAUCUCCAUACAGAUUUAUAUUUUUGUGGAUUUCCCCCCCCAGCUCCGUGGAACAGUGGUAACUCAGACUGGAACUAUUAACUCUUCUGGAAAUAACAGUAUCUCCUCAAGAAAAUCACAGCUGAAUCAAUCCUGUUUGAGGACAGCACAGCAAACUAAUUUGACAUUAAAAAAGAAUUACUGAAUCUUAGAUCAUAAAGUGAAGACAGGUUAAUGGCAAUCAGGCCACCUGGCCUGGUUUUUUGCUGCCAAGAAACCAUUAAAACAUAUCAGCUAUGGGUUUUGUUCUUGUUUCAUAAAAUCAUUUUUUUCUUGUACCAUAUAAAUUAAAUAAAACAGGUCUAACUGGA